UAACACUGCUAUAUUCCAACAUUUCAGCAGGUCUAUAACGUUUAAAAUGUAGUAUUGGUCAUGUGCAAAUAUUACGGUUAUACUUCAGCGCGAAAUCCCCUUACGCCGUGAAAACCAAGUCCUUGAAAAACAAGAUUAAUCUACGGUACAGUAGCCUAUAAGCGAUACUGUAGGGCCUACGCUGUUAUCGCACGUUAAGGAAACUGCGGAUGAGAACAACUUUCCUUGUUUUUCAACCUAAAUCUCCUCCUAUUGACGGGAGAAAAAGACAUCUAUUUCUCAAGGGGAGUCUGCGUGGCACGUAAACUCAAACAAGCUCAGUCGGAGUAGGAGAGCCACAGUACGAGGAGGAACUGUCUUUGCAGCCGCUGUUGAGUAGAAGCCUGGAGGCCUCAGGCCUUGUCGAGAGACCUAAGAGAGUGGAGACCUCGUCUACUACCAUGGAAGGUCAGAACAACAACUUUCAGUUCGACUUGGCGGAGCCCGGACAGCUAUACAAGCCUGGACAGAACUUCCAGGACCAGUGGAAGUUGCCGCCCUGCCACAACUGCUGUACUCUGGCCAACUUCCGCAUCGAGAAGAAGAUCGGGAGGGGGCAGUUCAGCGAGGUGUACAGAGCCACACACCUGCUGGAGGGCACGCAUGUGGCACUGAAGAAGGUCCAGAUAUUUGAGAUGAUGGAUGCUAAAUCUCGACAGGACUGCAUCAAAGAGAUAGACCUGCUGAAGCAGCUCAACCACCCCAACGUGAUAAAGUACCUGGACUCCUUCAUCGAGGACAACGAGCUCAACAUGGUUCUGGAGCUAGCCGACGCCGGCGACCUGUCUCAGAUGAUCAAGUAUUUUAAAAAGAAGAGACGACUUAUCCCUGAAAGGACAAUAUGGAAAUAUUUUGUACAGCUAUGCAGCGCCUUAGAGCACAUGCAUUCCCGUAGGGUGAUGCACAGAGACAUCAAGCCAGCCAACGUGUUCAUCACCGCCACAGGAGAGGUGAAGCUGGGGGACCUGGGGCUCGGACGCUUCUUCAGCUCCAAAACCACCGCUGCACAUUCCUUAGUGGGAACGCCCUACUACAUGUCUCCAGAGAGGAUCCACGAAAACGGAUACAACUUCAAAUCAGACAUCUGGUCACUGGGCUGUUUGCUGUACGAGAUGGCUGCCCUGCAGAGCCCGUUCUACGGGGACAAGAUGAACCUUCUGUCCCUGUGCCAAAAGAUCGAGCAGUGUGACUACCCCCCGCUCCCACCUGACCUCUACUCCGUGAAGCUGAGAGACCUGGUCAGCAUGUGCAUCAACCCUGACCCAGACGAGCGGCCGGACAUUGUCUACGUGCUGCAGAUCGCCAAGCAGAUGCACCUGUGGGCCACCAGCACCUGAGGGCCCCCUGCCCCCACCGCCAUCCGCCAUCAGCCAGCUCACCUGUGGAGCGGCAGGAGACGGGAGACCGUGAUCAAUCACAAGCUCAUGGUCUUAUUGAAUUGAGUUUGUUUUGUUCAUUUUCAGAGCGAGAGAGAGAGAGGGAGAUGCAAUGUUAUGUAUGGAGAUGCUUUGACAUGAGCAGACUGCAUUUUUCCUUUUCUUUUUCUUGGAAAACCACUUGUUUUUACCAAGGCCCUCUGUUGCCGUCUGGAUUGUGCGCUUUGUUAAACUUUCUGUCGAGCACAGUGCAGUGAUUGGUGGAAAAGAAUAGGAGGGGGCGGUGCCAUUCCCCCAUUUGCACGGUGAAAGGGUGGAGCUUAUGCUUGUGUAAUGGACACAGUUGGUUUCUCCCAAAGGUUGAGAUAGAAUAUUCAACAGACCCUUGUCCACUCACAGCGCAGCGUGACCAGUGGUUGGGUCCUGGCUGGCACAUACUUACUAAUGAUGCCAUUUUGAAUAUUACCUUUUAAGUUUUCACUUUUGCUUUUUUAAUGCUUUAUUUUCUCCAGCGCUACAUUAGCAUGUGUCAGGACUGCAUUUGUAUGUACAAUAUGAAUGAAAGCUUGGGGAGUUUGAGGCUGGUAACGCUUUGCCGAGUGCUACAAGUUCAUAUCGUAAUGUGUUGUAGAUGGAUAAAGGAAACUUCAAAGCUUUUAUGCAAGCCUUGUUAUGAGAAGUAUUUUUCUACUCUGAAAUAAUUAAGCCUAGUAAACAUACAGAAUUAUUCUAACAAGACACAUUAAGAUGCAUAGAUAACAAAACUUACUCUAAUCUGAGUGGAUUCUCAGAUGUCGUAAUGCUCGUCUAUAGAUAAGUUUCCAUCCAAAUGUUUGCAGAUGUUAAGUGAAUUUUUAUCUGCCAAAGAAAAUGAAAAUCGGUGUGUUUUUCCAGCAACUGUUAUGCAAAUAUUAUGAAGAUGGUGCAACAAUAUUGCUGGUCACCCUUUUUUUGGAUGUAUGAAAAAAAAAAAAUCAUCAGCCUUUUCACAUCUUCUCUUUAUCGAUACAGCUACUUUUCGUAGAACCUUUUUUUUUUGUUUUCUAAUUUUAGGUGUUUUUGGUUUUACUCAUGAACAAAUUUACAUAAAAACAGUUGGUUGAAAACCCCAGUUAUAGAAAGCCUUGUCCUGCAGGGCUGCGAAGGUGAGGUCUCAUUGGCCCUCUGUAUCACAGACCCUACCCCUCCCUGGGUCACGUGACACCAUGGAUGGUUCUUGCAGAAAUAUUACAAAGAUCCUGACCAAUCGCUGAUUAUCCUACAAGGACUAAGUGGACAGACUAAGAGGACAUCUCUGAAGAUAACAUGUGAGCAGGGCAAUAUCAGCCUGCAAACCCAACAUGGACUAGCUAGCUGCAGGCAGACACCCCUUAAGGAAAGUGUCAGUAUGGUCUGAUCCGACCCUAAAACUCAUCAAAUCAUUCAUACAUCCAUUAAAGAAUGAACAUAUAUACAAAAUCAUCUCAUGCUGUAGCAGGCCCAGGGGAGGUCUGUUGUGCCAAGCGUUGCGCAAUAAAAUAAGGCCCAACACAAAUACUGAAAGCUGCAGAAAUGUAACUGAAGAACCAAAAAGAAAAAAACAAAGACCCAUCUCCAGGUUGAAGAUCAUAUUCACUGGUCUCCACCCCCUCUAGCAGACUCGGCCUGCCAAGCCUGUUCCACACAAAACCAAAACAAUAAGACCAAGUCAUUAAAAAAAGUCCAGGGUCAGAGACUUUUGUCACUCCAAUAGCCAUCCUGCAACAAAAGCAAAACCUUCCACCACCCUCUUCACUUUUUCCUAUACAGGCAAAAAGUCUGUGCAGCACUGCUGAACUUUUCUCUGUCAGCUAAUUGAUCGCAUGUUGCAGUUACUGUAGCAAGUUCCAGUGAGGUAAUUGAUUGCAGUUGUGCCACGUUGUCCUGGAAGCUGCUUCCUGCCUUGCCCAUCCACAGCUCUAGCCCUGGGUCAUGUCCAAAUCAGCGCACUCGCCGACUAUUGAGUAUACAAGGUGUAUAAAACGUACAGUGUAGACAACUUGUAUACUCAAUAGCAGACAAGUACACAAUUUGGACACAGCCCUGCUCUGGCCCCACUACAUAUGAAAUGCCAGGGGCUGAUUUGAAUGAUUGGAUUUGUACCUGUUUUACUUUUGAUUUGUCAUAUCAGGGGCCUGUAUCAGGAAGCAGGAUUACUGACUUGGCUGGAUAACUGCACUGAGCAAAACCCAGACCCUCCCCCCCAAAUAUGGAACAUGGACUGAAGUAAAAAGAGCAGUUCCAGAUUUUACUCCAGUUCUCCCCCUACCUCAGUAAUCCUGCUUUGUGAGGACUUCACGGGUGAAGGCACGGUCUGUGCCCUCACUGUCUCCGGAUUCAUGCCAUUGAUUCUCUCGCGGAGCUGGUUUAAAGGCGAUCAUUUAUUGGCUGUUGCUGCAGAGACCAUGCCUGUAUACUGAUGAAAAGCUUAAUGAGGGAGCUCUCUGGAGCCUGGAUUUACCGGUCAUUAAUAUCAAACACACCUCCACAGCUACACUGAAAAAUGUAAGAUGGCAAAUGUUCAUUAAACAUCAGCGACAACUU
This is a messenger RNA of Conger conger (European conger), 3977 nucleotides long. RefSeq names its product serine/threonine-protein kinase Nek7-like. Gene Ontology annotation, molecular function: protein kinase activity; ATP binding. Bases 441 to 1376 code for a protein of 311 amino acids. The record is from RefSeq and is a predicted model, not a curated record. Lineage: Eukaryota; Metazoa; Chordata; Actinopteri; Anguilliformes; Congridae. Gene Ontology annotation, biological process: protein phosphorylation. The transcript is spliced from 11 exons.